CUAGCUAGAUGACAGUUCAUUUUUGCAAACGAUUCGCUUCCAAACGCAGAAGUUUGUUGCCAGAUUAGGAGAAGGGGCUUAAGAUAUCUGCAAACUUUUUUUCCAUCUCCAAUAAUGAAUUUUAAAGACAAGGUUGCCAUGGUGACCGGUGGAUCACAGGGCAUCGGAAGAGGUUACGUUUCUGCUCUUCUGAACAUCGGCAUGAAGGUGUGCAUUUGUGACGUGAAGGAAGAGAAAGCUAAAGAAUUUAUGGACAGUCUUUCUUCUCCAGAAAGAAAUAAUGUAAUUUUUCAGAAGUGUGACGUCACGUCACCGGAGGAAUUCCGAAAUGCUUUCGAAAAAGUGAUUUCAACAUUUGGAGAAAUUAAUAUCGUAAUAAACAACGCUGGAAUCGCCGAUGAGCAAAACUGGAGAAGAACUAUUGAUGUAAACUUCAUUGGAGUUGUCCAUGGAAUAAAACUCGGAUUUGAAUACAUGGGAAAGGACAAAGGUGGACACGGUGGCCAGAUUAUAAACACAGCAUCUCGAUCAGGUAUAAACCCUAACGUUGUCUGGGCUCCUAUCUACUGCGCAACGAAGCAUGCAAUCGUAGGAUUAACAAAGAGUUAUGGGAACGAAUAUCACUUCAAGAAGACUGGCGUCACGGUAAACGCGAUUUGCCCGGCUUACACGGGCACGGAACUAUUUCGGUCGGGCCCAAGACCAGAAGUUGAUGAAAACAGCAGAGGAGCUGUUUCGAGUGAUGCACAGAAGAUUCUCAAAAUUGAAGAAGUGGCUCAGGCUUUGAUUCAACUACUUGAAGAUAACAAAAAUGGAGCCCUGCUCUUAGUCGAAACAGAAAAUGUGAAAUACGUUUAA
Molecule: messenger RNA, 858 nt
Organism: Argiope bruennichi
Lineage: Eukaryota; Metazoa; Arthropoda; Arachnida; Araneae; Araneidae
Product: 15-hydroxyprostaglandin dehydrogenase [NAD(+)]-like
Exons: 8
Coding region: 115-858 (247 amino acids)
Cellular component (GO): cytoplasm
Molecular function (GO): oxidoreductase activity, acting on the CH-OH group of donors, NAD or NADP as acceptor
Source: RefSeq, a predicted model, not a curated record